Podospora anserina S mat+ is the source of this 444-nucleotide messenger RNA. RefSeq lists its product as uncharacterized. Bases 1 to 444 code for a protein of 147 amino acids. The record is from RefSeq and is a predicted model, not a curated record. The transcript has a single exon. Lineage: Eukaryota; Fungi; Ascomycota; Sordariomycetes; Sordariales; Podosporaceae.
AUGGAAGUCCUCAAAUUCCAGGCACUCGUCUUCGACAAGCUCAACGAAGAAGACCUCUACAGCGGCAUCAGCCUAGGCUCCACCCCCCUCCUCCUCAAACUCCUCAAACUCCCCCUCUCCAACCCCUCCCAAGUCGCCGUCCUCUCCUGGCGCUGGGAUGGCGACCUCGCCACCCGCGGCUCCAAAAACAUCGCCCGAGUCAUCCAAUCAGCCAAAAGACUAAACAUCCAAUACCUCUUCCUCGACAUCAUCUCCAUCGACCAAACCCUCUCCAGAGAAGCCCUCAUCCAACAAGUGGUCUCCUUCUCCUCCCUCUACAAAACCAUCCUAGUGAUUGCUGUCUACCGAGGCCAGGGCGCUUUUAUACACGUUAAUAUCUACCGCCCUUGGAUCUUGCAUGAGAUACAACUGUGCAGGUAUAAUCCUACUAGGAUUAUUCCUUGA